Chanos chanos (milkfish) is the source of this 729-nucleotide messenger RNA. RefSeq names its product metalloproteinase inhibitor 3. The transcript has 5 exons. Bases 85 to 729 code for a protein of 214 amino acids. Gene Ontology annotation, cellular component: extracellular matrix. Gene Ontology annotation, molecular function: metalloendopeptidase inhibitor activity; protease binding. Gene Ontology annotation, biological process: negative regulation of endopeptidase activity; response to hormone; negative regulation of membrane protein ectodomain proteolysis. Lineage: Eukaryota; Metazoa; Chordata; Actinopteri; Gonorynchiformes; Chanidae. The record is from RefSeq and is a predicted model, not a curated record.
CAUAAGCAGCGGAGCUGAGAUUAACUCGCAACAACCAGAAACAAGCGACAAGGAAAGUUUAUCAUUCCCAGAACCUGCAACAAAAUGAAGACGCUUCACCAUCGGUUGUUAAGCAUUCUGUUUGUUUUCAGCAGCUUGCAAAUCAGCCAGCUUACAGAAGCUUGUUCUUGCGCGCCGUCACAUCCACAAGAUGCGUACUGCAACUCUGACAUAGUGAUCCGGGCCAAAGUGGUGGGCAAAAAGCUAUUGAAGGAUGGGCCUUUUGGCACCAUGCGCUACACUGUCAAACAGAUGAAGAUGUACAAGGGAUUCAACAAGAUGCUGCAUGUUCAGCACAUCUACACAGAUGCCUCCGAGAGUUUGUGCGGAGUCAAAUUUGACAUCAACAAAUACCAGUACCUGAUCACAGGUCGUGUAUAUGAUGGCAAGGUCUACACAGGGCUGUGCAACUUUAACGAGCGAUGGGAACGUCUCUCUCUGGCGCAGAAGAAAGGCAUCAACCACCGCUACCAACUGGGUUGCAAUUGCAGGAUUAAACCCUGUCACUACCUGCCCUGCUUUGUGACAUCAAAGAACGAGUGCCUGUGGACGGACAUGCUGUCCCACUUCGGCUACCCCGGUUACCAGUCCCGGCACUACGCCUGCAUUCAGCAGAAGGAGGGCUACUGUAGCUGGUACCGGGGCAUGACCACACGUGACAAAACCACCAUAAACACCACCGACCCUUGA